Mollisia scopiformis is the source of this 981-nucleotide messenger RNA. RefSeq names its product glutathione S-transferase-like protein. Gene Ontology annotation, cellular component: cytoplasm. Lineage: Eukaryota; Fungi; Ascomycota; Leotiomycetes; Helotiales; Mollisiaceae. The record is from RefSeq and is a predicted model, not a curated record. The transcript has 3 exons. Bases 1 to 981 code for a protein of 326 amino acids. Gene Ontology annotation, molecular function: glutathione transferase activity.
AUGUCUUCUACAUCAACUUUCAAUGAUGGAGCCUGGCAUGGCCUGAUUGAACCAGACGGACAAUUUCCACCUCAAGACGGAAGAUAUCAUUUGUACAUCGGAUUAUUUUGUCCCUUCGCACAUCGAGCAAACCUCAUCCGACACCUGAAAGGCCUGACAGACAUUAUCGACAUAUCUAUUGUGAAGCCAUAUCCGAAAGGCGACGACAAAGGCUGGCCAGGAUGGAAAUUUCCGACUGCGGAUGAUCCAUACGAAGGCUCGACUUCCGACAAGCUAUUUGGAAGCGAGUAUCUGCAUGAAGUAUAUUUUAAGGAGAAGAAGGACUACGAGGGCAGAUACAGUGUGCCAGUAUUAUGGGACAAGCAGAAAACCCAGUUGGUCAAUAACGAGAGUCUGGAAAUACUGCGAAACUUCAACACUGGGUUCAAUACUAUAUUGCCAGAAGAGUAUAGGAACCGAGACUUCUAUCCCGAAAAGCUACGAAAAGAAAUAGACGAGAUUGGACAAUGGAUGCAGGCGGAUCUGAAUACAGGAGUUUACAAAGCUGGUUUCGCUCCGGAUCAGGCAACAUACGACAAGAAUGUUAUACCAGUGUUUCGAGCGUUGAACCGACUAGAAGAGAUGCUGUCAAAGAAUGGUGGACCAUACGUGCUAGGCUCUGAGUUGACGGAAGUCGACAUCAGGCUCUACCCAACACUGAUCAGAUUCGAUACCGUUUAUGUCCAACACUUCAAAUGCAAUCUCGGAACUAUUCGACAUGACUACCCACGACUGAAUGAAUGGAUGAAGAAUCUGUACUGGAAUAUUCCUGGUUUCAAGGAGACUACCGACUUCCGCCAUAUCAAAGAAAAUUAUACCAAGAGCCAUGCAGACAUCAACCCUAAGGCUAUUACUCCUAUGGGACCGAUACCUGAUAUUGAAAGCGGUUUUGAGAAGGAUUGGAGUAAGUUGAAAGCUGGUGGUGUUGCUUUGCCAGAAUAG